CCACAGCCCACAGCCACCGACAAGCGGGCCGAACUCCCCACGUGCUCACCGUUACUCCGACGAAGUCAACCACCGCCGGGAAGCCGGAAACCGCGACCGCAAAAGGCUUGGUGGAUACCACUAGCCGGCAUCCCCUCUGCUUGCCAGCCGGCCUGCACGCCCGCUAGCAUAAAGCCGCUCCCGGGCUCUCCAAUCCCGCCGGCGUCCAGAGCUCACACCACACCAUUCUCCCAGCUCACUCCGGCGAUGGCACCGCCCGGGGACCCGCCGCUGGCGACCAAGUACUUCUGGGGCGACACCCCGGAGCCCGACGAGUACUACGCCGCGCAGGGGCUCCGCCACGCCGAGUCCUACUUCCAGUCCCCGCACGGCCGCCUCUUCACCCACGCCUUCCACCCGCUCUCCGGCGACGUCAAGGGCGCCGUCUUCAUGACCCACGGCUACGGCUCCGACUCCUCCUGGCUCUUCCAGACCGCCGCCAUCAGCUACGCGCGCUGGGGGUACGCCGUCUUCUGCGCCGACCUCCUCGGCCACGGCCGCUCCGACGGCCUCCGCGGGUACCUCGGCGACAUGGAGGCCGCGGCCGCCGCGUCCCUCGCCUUCUUCCUCUCCGUGCGCGCCAGCGAGGCGUACGCCGCGCUCCCAGCGUUCCUGUUCGGCGAGUCCAUGGGCGGCGCCGCCACGCUGCUCAUGUACCUCCGCUCCCCGCCGUCCGCGCGCUGGACGGGGCUCGUCCUCUCGGCGCCGCUCCUCGUCAUCCCCGACGGCAUGUACCCGUCCCGCGUCCGGCUCUUCCUGUACGGGCUCCUCUUCGGCCUCGCCGACACCUGGGCCGUGCUCCCGGACAAGAGGAUGGUGGGGAAGGCGAUCAAGGACCCGGACAAGCUGCGGCUCAUCGCGUCCAACCCGCGCCUCUACCGCGGCGCGCCGCGGGUGGGCACGAUGCGGGAGCUGGCCCGCGUGACGGAGAUGCUGCGGGGCAGCCUCGGGGAGGUGACCGCGCCGUUCCUCGCCGUGCACGGGACCGACGACGGCGUGACCUCGCCGGAGGGGUCCAGGAUGCUGUACGAGCGCGCGCGCAGCGAGGACAAGGAGCUCAUCCUGUACGAGGGGAUGUACCACUCGCUCAUCCAGGGCGAGCCCGACGAGAACCGCGACCGCGUGCUCGCCGACAUGCGCAGGUGGAUCGACGAGCGCGUGCGCCGCUACGGCCUGGCCGCCGCAGCCGCCAACGGGGACCGCGACAAGGAGGCGCCGCCGGCCUGACGGUGCGGUGCUGUGUUGGCUGUUCCCAUCGCACAACUCCAUUCCUUUUUCUUUUUUUUUUGGGUAAUCGCUUGUAGUUCUACGAAGACGAUGGAUGCCCAUUGCCAUCGACUGCAAGAAAGAUCUGAACUAUAGCUUUUGCUUUCAUUCAUUGGAUCAAAUGUGCUGCAAGAAACGAUCUUUUUAGACAAACAAGAAACGAUUUGAUCUGCGGAUCGAUCAUCGUUUUGA
Panicum hallii is the source of this 1497-nucleotide messenger RNA. Its product is annotated as caffeoylshikimate esterase. Lineage: Eukaryota; Viridiplantae; Streptophyta; Magnoliopsida; Poales; Poaceae. Bases 247 to 1266 code for a protein of 339 amino acids. The record is from RefSeq and is a predicted model, not a curated record. The transcript has a single exon. Gene Ontology annotation, molecular function: lipase activity. Gene Ontology annotation, cellular component: membrane.